This is a messenger RNA of Doryrhamphus excisus (bluestripe pipefish), 6223 nucleotides long. RefSeq names its product pleckstrin and Sec7 domain containing a (gene psda). The record is from RefSeq and is a predicted model, not a curated record. Gene Ontology annotation, molecular function: guanyl-nucleotide exchange factor activity. Lineage: Eukaryota; Metazoa; Chordata; Actinopteri; Syngnathiformes; Syngnathidae. Gene Ontology annotation, biological process: regulation of ARF protein signal transduction.
UGUUGUCAUUGAGCUUCUGCAAAGAGCCUUAAAUAAUCAAGCAGCGGUUAAAACAAUUUAGACCUGUUCUGCGCUUCCUCGAUUCAGAGCCAAAGUUGUCAGUGAAGCCGAAAACGGGCUUCACCUUUCGGUGUGGACUAGCCGAACUGUAGCGUGGGUGUUUCUCGUUCGUGAAAAGUUCCGUCUGGAAGGAAAACAGCAAGUCUGGUCCAACACGGUCCUUGCCAGUUUGAAAUCAAUUCAUUUUUCAAUGGAAUUCGGCGUCCAUGUCUGAGCUUGACUAGGUUAAAAACUCAAGACGUGUUCACGUGCGUAGAAAAUGAGAGUUUUGGGUUUGGAGGGAUCAGCAAGCAGCACAGAUGACCACCCAAAGGAAGUAUUUAUUCAAUGUAUUGAUUUAUUUAACAGAAAAGCAGUUAUGGCAUGGUACAUUAUUGCACGUGAUGGUACCUUACUGUUUAUUGCUGUACAUGAUGGUACAUGGUAUCGAUCCUAGUUAGUUGUAGGACUUACAGUCAUUUGGACUGAAUUAAGAGUCCUUUUACUUGAAACUCGAAAUGCAAAACAUGAAGCUUCUGCUCGCACUUCAGCUUCUCUAAGUUCAGUACCCGGACCCGGUCUGGGACUGGGAUAGAACUGUGCUGGAGCAAGUCGGGAUUAUGCUGCAUUUACGGCUCAUUUUGGGAGGCAAUCCGGAAAGACUCUGAUGAUGGUGCAUCCCUCCAAGAUGGUGUUGGUGUUGUCCGUGUUUAUCUUCAGUGUUUGGCUCAGCUGUUGGCCAUGCCCUUUCAAGGACAGUCUGCGGGUAGAAUGAUGGGAAACAUCCAGGGAACCAGGAGGGGAAACACAGACGGAAACAUGGAGAGAAACGUGGAAGAGAAACAUGGAGGGGAAACAUGGCAUCCCAUGUAGGGGCAGCGACCACACCCUCAUGCAGUAUGACAUCACACUUGGGGGUGUGGCCUAGACAACCGAACCUGCAGGUGCGUUAAACAUACCGGCCCACGGUGGAAUUACUGUCUGCUCUCUUCACCUCACCCCCCCCCACCAAACGGCCACCCUCCUCCCGGGCUUUGUGUCAGCACUGCCUCUCAUUGGCUGGAGGGACAAGCACCGGUGGACGUGAUUGGCUGGCACGCCGCCCGGAGGAAAGAGGCAGGGCCGAGCCGAUUGAUAAAAGGAGGAAGAGGAGGAGCUGAGGCACGAUGAGUCGACGGCGUGCACACAACAAGUGUUCAGAGAGACGGCAAGAGGAAGAGGGGGUUACCACGGCAACACAGAGGACACCACCACCAGCAGCAGAGGACAAACAGAUUGAAGAAAUGCCAGGCAAACAGUCGUGGUGCUCCAGUUGCACCUCCGACCUGCAUCCAAGCCCUCGGGAAUUCACUGGAGACCAGUAGGAACAUCAGCAAAAGUCCUGAGAAUAAGGAUAUUUUGGGGAAUUUGGUUGGCAAAGGUGCCAACAUGUCCCAAGCAGGCAAAGUCCUUCACCUGUAUGUCGAAGUGAGGUCUGUGCCUGAGGAAGAUGGGAGGACUCAUGGAAUUGGAAAUGAUGGAAGCAAUCACCUGAUCCUUCAGUGCCCAGAUGUUCUCCCUCACUCUCAAAGGAGCUCCAUCCAUUCCAGCCCCAACCGGAGUCCAGACCUUUCCCCGCUCACCCAGCGCAGAAUGCUGGACGGAUGCCACAGCUCGUCUCCCUCUAACUCAUCUUCGAGGCACUCAGUCAGCCCUCAGGGUCAACACGCCGACGCCAUGGAGUCCUGUGCUCACGUCCACCAUGAAGAUAUGUUACCAAACAGUUUUGAAGAUUUGCUUCAAGUGCUCACGUGUGCAGGAACCAGUCCAGGUCCUAGCUGCUCAACAGCACCCACGUCUUCAUCGGAUGUGUAUCCCUAUCAGAGACGGGAGCUUACCAACUUACCUCAGUCGUCUUUUGGGAGACUUACUCCAUCUUCUACACCCACUUGCGGCCGCAGGACCUGUGAGGUCUUAGAUUCAGAAGAACAGGAAAGGAAGACAUCAGUGGUGACCUUUGGCUAUAUUGAGAAAUCAAAUGUUCAUAUGAUGGGCGGCCGUUGUCCUUCUUUGUGCCAAAUCGAGGCCAAAGGUAACCGAAGGGAGGAGCAGUUUGUGCCCGCCCACCUCAGGAAGAGACUAAGUGAUCCAGUUGGGUUCAGUGCUCGGGCCGGACAGGGUGAACUUUGCUCCCCACACGGCUCACCUUUCCUGCAUCGAGAGGUGGUAGCAAGAGAUGCCACACAUCGGGCCUUGGAGGAGUUCGGAUCGCCGGAACUGAGGCGUCGCUAUUCAAGUCGCAGCCAAGAGAACAACAGCCCAACAUUACCGCGAAACUAUAUGUCACCUACCUGUCACUCAUGGGAAGAAUCACCCGUCCAGCCACGCAUCACGCUCACCUUGCCGUCCAAUUCUCAUCUCCGAGACCUCGACAGGAGAGUUUGUCAGAAGUCCGUCAAUGGAUUGCCGAGAAGCCCCGCUACUGAUCAUCUGUGCGCACACACUGGCUUUCCGUCCCACGCGGUAUCUUCAACUCCAAGACUGCAUUCUUGCAACCCUCCGCAGAAUCAGUCAUCCUGGUCGAGGGAAAACAGUCCCAGAAUGUGCAGCAGAUUCCACGCUCCUUUACCUGCUGGAAGACCUACAGAUAUCCAGCAUGAGGUCCCAAGGAACAAAAGCAGUCAUGUGACCAGUGCUGGUAACGGCGGGAGAAGCUCCUCUGCCAUGACAUCUGCUGAGAUUUCUGUGGGACGGCAAACUCCUUCUCCGACACCGUCCCAGACUGAGUCACUGAGAUCAGUCAGUCCAAAUAUCGGAGGUAAAUUCUUCAGAACAUCCCAGCCGUAUUCCGGUCUACAAGAGGAGCUGUCAGUCAGUCCGAGACAAAAAAUGGACAAAUGCAAAUCUCAAAUCCGACCAGGAUAUGUCUCACCUGUCUUGGAUCAGCUCAGCUUACCUGAGAGGUCUCUCAUCUUAAAUUCACACCAGGAACACAGUUCAAAAGACAAACGGCAACACUCCGCUGGAGACCACAAACCUCCAUGCUUGGACUACAAGAAACUUGAUAGCUCCCACAGAAUAUCUGAGGCUUCUUCAUCUUUGAGUUGUACCUCCUCACACCAGGAACGAAGGAAGAUCAGUCCAGUCCAAGACAGCAUGGAAGCCUGUAAGGACAAAUCUAGAAGGUUUCAUUCUAGAGCCAAAGAAGAACGUUGCCAAAAGAACGACGAUAAAGCAAUACAGGAGCACAGCAAAUCGGUUCUGGGUUCGUCCAAGACCCGGAAAGAGGACGCUCAGGCUGACAGCAAGUCUGACAGAUGUGAAGCCGUGAGUCCGUCUUCAAGAUCACAAAAAAUCGCCCAAGCCAAGUGGGAUUUCCUGUUCGGACAGCAGACCCAGGAAGCACGCGGCAAUAAAGGUGUUUUGUCCACCACACCCCAACCUGUCCCCAGCCCUCCCCCCUCUGUCCAUCCCAAGCCAGCCAAUCAGAGGUGGGGGAGGGCCGACCAAGCUCAGAGGUCAUCAUCACAUCAAAAGGUUCGGAAAAUCGAAGUGGAGCUGGUCUCCGCUGACCCCAGAGGCUCCGCCCCCAAGACGGGUGUCAUACGGCGAAGCAUCAAAUACUCCGAGACGGAUCUGGACGCCGUGUCGUUGCGCUGCUACCGGGAAACUGACCUGGACGAGGUGAUGCGAGCGGAGGCGGAGACAGCCGAGGAGGUGGAUUCGGCCUUCGGGAGUCAUCGCAGCGUCCGAGGAAACUCCAGUUUCAGUCCUGCUGACGCUUCUCUGAAGGAUGAUGAGGAGAACGGCGUGGCGAGCUGGGCCAGCGUCCUCAUGCAGGGGGACAACCAGAGGCAGAGAGCCGCCGAGGACGAGACCUUCAGUCUCCUGCUGAAAGGGACUUCAGAGGUCAAGUCUCCAGUGGCUGUAGGCGUCCCCCGCCGGCCCUCCGACAGCAACCUGGACUCCUUUAGUCGCCAUUUUGAAAGCAUCAUGGAGUCUCACCGGGCAAAAGGAACCUCCUACAGCAGUCUGGACAGCGUAGAUCUCCUGACUUCUGGAUCCACGUCUGUGUUCACCUUUGACCUGCCCACUCUCACACCCGAGAUCCAGAGUCAGAUCUGCGAGAGCGCCAAGAACAUCAUUCAGCUCGGUUUCGCCCCUUUGGCUUGUCCGGAUCCGACCGGCCCCUCCGAGAUGUCUCGCUCUGAAAUCAGCCUCAGUGCGUCGCGGACGCGAGGGGAUGCCAAAGACGACUGCGCUGCUCCAGUUCGGACCAGGUCACAGAAAGAACCGUGGCGGCGCUCCAUUCUCAAAGAUGGCUUCCAAAAAGCCAGCUCGGUACCGUCGCUCCACAGCACUCCGAGGGAGCGCAUGGGGCACCGCCCCCCGGAGCUGCUUUACCCGCAGGCCGACGUGGCCGAGCGACUAGCGCACGGCGGCAGCGACGACGCGCUGGCCAACGGCGCCAAGGCCGACCUGCAGGCCGCCAAACGCCUUGCCAGGCGCCUCUAUCAGCUUGACAGCUUCAGGAAGUCUGACGUGGCUCGACACCUCAGCAAAAAUAACGAGUUCAGUCGUAUGGUGGCUGAAGAAUACCUAACCAACUUUGACUUCUACGGUCUGACCAUCGACCAGGCACUCAGAACGUUCCUGAGCAAGUUCACCCUGAUGGGAGAAACUCAGGAGCGUGAGCGAGUCCUUGCUCACUUUUCCAGACGCUACGUGCGCUGCAACCCAGAUGCCGACACCACGGAAGACAGCGUCCACACUCUCACAUGUGCAGUGAUGCUGCUGAACACGGAUCUCCAUGGAAACAAUGUCGGGAAGAGGAUGUCCUGCAGUCAGUUUGUCUCCAACCUGGAAGGUCUCAAUGAUGGAAAAGACUUCUCCAAGGACCUGCUGAAGACAUUGUACACGUCCAUCAAGAACGACAAGCUUCAGUGGACCAUCGAUGAAGAGGAGUUGAGGAAGUCCAUGUCAGAGUUGGCAGACGGCCGAACAGACUCCGCCUCCCACACCAUGAAGCGACUCGGGAGCAGCGGCAAUCACCUGGUGGGCGUGGCUCAGCAGGCAGACGGCGAGCUCUACAAGAGCGGCUUCCUGGUCCGCAAAGUCCACGCCGAUCCGGACGGAAAGAGAACGCCGCGUGGAAAGCGAGGCUGGAAGUCUUUCUAUGCCAUGCUCAAGGGUCGAGUUCUUUACCUGCAAAAGGACGAGUACCGUGCCGAACGCCAGCUGACUGAGGAAGACGUGAAGAACGCCGUGUCGGUCCACCAUUCCCUCGCCAUGAGAGCCGCCGACUACAGCAAACGUCCAAACGUCUUCUACUUGCGAACGGCCGACUGGAGGGUGUUUUUGCUGCAGGCGCCGAACGCCGAGCACAUGCAGUCGUGGAUCACACGCAUCAACGCCGUCGCAGCCAUGUUCUCAGCGCCGCCUUUCCCGGCGGCCAUCGGCUCUCGGAAGCGAUUCAGCCGUCCUCUUCUCCCGGGAUCAGACAGCAAACUGUCGCAGGAAGAGCAGCUCAAAUCCCACGAAGGUCGCUUCAGGGCCGCGGCCACCGAGCUGGAGGACGUCUUGGCAUCCACCGGCCAGCACAAGGUGAAAGGUCGCGAGCUGGACGAGCAGAAGCUGCGUCGGGAGUACUUGGAGUUUGAGAAAACACGUUAUGGUACGUACGCCAUGCUGCUGAGGGCCAAGAUGGCAGCCGGCGAUGGCGACGACUUGUCGGCAUUCGAAGCGCGACUCCUUGAGGAUGACACUAGCGGCGGCGGCAUCCAGAGGGCGCGCUCCAGCCCUACGCUGCCGCAGGAAGUAGACAACAAGGAGAGCCGAAGCAGAGACGAAGGAGGAAGCAGGAAGAAGAGCAAGCCACACUUGAGCGGCCAACAGGCGGCACCGAAGUUGCCGGCUGACGCGCCGACAGAUGGGGAGCAGGUCGCCAUGACAACCGCCUGAGAUGGCUGCACCGCGGUGGUGACUGUUGGAGAGACACGCCACGUACGCAAAGAACGUGUCCCACGGUCAGUUGAAAUGGAAUAUUUUGAGGAUUGUCCACCCCCGCCCCCUGCAGGACAGGAAGUGAACUGCACCUUUAGGACACUUUAUUCAUUAUUAUUAUUCACCACGGAAACAUGACAACGGAAAGAUCCAAUAAUAAUAAUAAUAAUAAUAUUAAAAUAGGAAGAUCAUUUUCAUCUUA